Messenger RNA from Helobdella robusta, 1419 nucleotides. RefSeq lists its product as hypothetical. The coding region runs from base 104 to 1051 and encodes 315 amino acids. The transcript is spliced from 2 exons. Lineage: Eukaryota; Metazoa; Annelida; Clitellata; Rhynchobdellida; Glossiphoniidae. The record is from RefSeq and is a predicted model, not a curated record.
UAUAAAAAGCGGGAAAAUUGCUAGAAAUUGCUUAUUGAUAUAAUAAUUCUACCAAAAUAAAUAAAGUAUAUUAAUACGUUCACGCAGUUAUAAUUUAUUAAAAAUGUUUUCGAAGAGUUGUGAUAAUUGCAAGCAACCGAAAGUUACAAAGCUGCUGCCGUGCCAACAUUGUUACUACUGCUGCUUCCUUUGCCUGGUGACAACUGAGGGUAAAAUUGAUUGCCCUGUUUGUUUGGCAAGCCACGAUAGGUCGCUAAUUUUGAACUUGGACCCCCACCACAACAUGGAGGUCUCAGCGAGAAAGGAGGUAGCUGAAGAAAAACCAGCCAAGCUGCACUCAUGUGAGAUAUGUGCGAAUAAACCCGUGGACGCUUGCUGUGUUGACUGUGGACGAAUCUUCUGCUCUGGCUGCAUCGAGUUCCACAACAAUGUAGAAAGCAACAAGACACAUGUUAUCAUUCAAGUCGAAACAGCCCUAGGCGAAGAUUUCUUGGCUAAAUACAAUGAGCUUUUAUCGAAAGUUGAGCUGGAAGCUGAAAACAUAAAAUCAGAAAUUAGUCAGUAUGAAACGUUGCGAGAGAAGAGCCAAGAAAUACUGGAAAGUUUCCAAGUGGACGAGGACUCGGAGAAAUCAGAAAUCCUCUCCACGAUUCAAACUAAAGGCGAUACUGCAAAAAACAAAAUUAACUGUCACGUGGCAGAAGAAAUAAUCAAAGUGGAAAAAUAUUUUGAAAAUAUUAAAAACGAACGUCUGAAUUAUCAAGGAACCGCCAAAAACUUGAUAAAAGAUUUAGAGUCCCAAAUUGACUCACUGAAAGAAACCUUGGAAACUCUGGACGUAAACACUAUUACAGACUACCAACCUCCAGUUUUCUCAAAGCCAAACUGUCCUUACUAUAAACCAAAAAAUGGCAAAAGACUGAUGUCUCCGAGUCCACAUAGUAGCCUCACAGUUCCCGAAACGUUUGACCAGGCAGUUGAAAAUGUAAAUAAUUACAUUGGGGUCUUCGAUUUUCAUGGCUCCACGAUGAAAAAAUCAAAAAGUUCAUAAUCGUACGUUAUUUUUAGAUUAUCUUGUAUAAGUAUUUCUGAACAUUUUAUUUCAUUUGAUAUACCCCACUAUUCAAAGGCGAAAUUUUUUGUGUUCUUUUAGUGUACAAUAUGUUAAAACUUUAAAAAAUAGUUGUUCUUUUUAUCUGUUCAUACAUUAUUAUCGUUACAAGACAAACAUUCUUAGAAUUUUUUCAUUCGUAAAAAAAUUGUAAUAACAUCAUUUAUUUUGCUUCCAAUGACAGUAUUAAAUAAGAAAUUUUUUGAAUUAAUCACGGUUUUUGAUAAUUGUUCACUCUGAUAUCAAAUGUUUUUAACUGAUUUUUCAAAUUUAUUGGGUUUUAUUUGAUUUGAUUGAAGUAAUCACUA